UGUUAAAUCUGGCAUUUUCAGUCACCACUUGUUUUGGUCGCCGCCUCUUGGAGCGCUGGUGCUUGUGUGUCACCACUUGUUUUGUUUACUGCCGCUUGGAGCGCUGGUGCUUGUGUUCACAGUUGCCCUGGCUUACCCUGUCGAUUUUGAUAGUUUUAAUUUUUAUUCGUCAAGUUUGUCAUUUCAAUCGAUUUAUCAAUUAGAUUUAUUAUACUUAGUUCAGCAUUAGUCCUAUUUUAGCCUAUUUUAGCAUUAUUCAUUUAUAUUUGCCAUUUUUCUGCUGGUGGGUUCAUUGUUUCACACAGUUUGUACACUGCUUUGUAGGCUGAGAUCCUCCUGCUCCUCUCGAUGGAAUGGCUGAAGAAAGUGUAUUUCCAAGUUUCAAAAUUAUCCUUUUUAAUCUAAAAGUGACAAAUUCACAUUAAAAAUGUGUCUCAUCAAUUCACAAAUAUCUAUUCUCGAUGUGGUAUUUCAGUUUUCAACGUCCAUCACUCUUUUUUGUUAUUUAAAUUAAUUCUUUUUAUAAAUUAACUUACCUCAAAAUAUGCCUGAGACUAGAAGCAACUGUGCCCUUCAGGCAGUCAUGGCUGAGCAGCGAGAUGUGAUAAAGCAUUUGCGCUGGAAUGCAAGAAAACUUAAUUUUGAAGCUCCUCUUCCUGAGGACGCUUAUUAUGAAUUGAAAUUAUUGCAAACUGAUGUCCAAGAUUUGAAGGACAGAUACAUUGAAAUAAAAAACAAGCUAGAAUCUCUAGACUCAGAUAAUUUUAAUGACGAGGAGCAUUUUGCUAGCCUAGAUGAAUUUCUUUCUGUAACAGCUAGCAUAAACAAACACAUACAUAACUUUGAAAAAGCACAUGGCAAGACUGACGCCAAUAUUGUGCCAGCUCCUGUUGCACAACCCACACUCACUAAUAGUAAUUUUCGAUUACCUGAAAUACCUCUUCCGAACUUCGAUGAUAACUUUGACAAAUGGCUCGAUUUUAAAGCUGGAUUUUCUAGUAUAAUUGUAAACAAUGAUUUGGUAGAACCUAGAGUUAAGUAUCAGUAUCUUAAACAGGCUCUUUCAGGCAAAGCACUGAAUCGGAUCACUAAUUCUCCACUGGGAGAUUUUAAGCUAGCAUAGAGCUUGCUUACUCAACACUACGACAGCGUAAUACUCAUUGCUGAUAGCCAUAUCUCAGCCAUCAUGAAUCCACCAUCACUCAACUCUAAAUCUGCACAAUCAUGGCUGAUUGCACUUUAUGGCAAACAUUUAUUGAUCACCAAAAAUUGAAUAUUACAGUGUUAGAGUCACUUCAACUUGACAUCGAGGUAAAAGAUCUAUUAUUCAUGCAUCUCAUAGUUUCUAGGUUUGAUGCCAAUACUCUACAUGAUUGGGAGCAGUCAAACUCCGUUAAGGACAAGACUUCCUUAGACAACCUCUGGACUUUUAUGGAGCAACAGCACAAGGUUUCACAAUAUGUCUCCUUUGGUCUCGGCAGUCAUGCACAAUCUGCACAACGACCGGUCAACAACCAGUCUGGCAAUGAAACGUGCUGCACUGGAGAACGAGUCAUCACUUGUCCCCCUGAUGAAGGAAGUGUAGAGGGCAGAGGAGGAUGUGAGGAGGGAGAUGGACUUUGUUCAACUCAUCAAUCAGCCUGCACCCAAACCCUGGGUGCCACUGAGAGAGUUGUAAGAGGAUGUACCCUACCCCAUUAUCAGCGUGAGGGAGCAUACCAAUAAACACGGACGAUGUGUUAUGAAAAUUAGCAAUGCAGGAAGCAAAUCAUUGUGUGAGGUAUAUUUACCACAACGAUUUGCUUCCUGCAUUAGCAUAGAAAAAAUUGUAGAGUUCAACAAAAAUUGUAAAAAUUUGGUAAUGGUAGUAUCACAUAAGUUGGGGAAUUGGACUGAUAUAAAAAUUGUUAAGCAUUAACAAUUUUUAUAUCUAUACAAUUCGUCGACUUAUGUGUUACGAAUUGUAUAGAUGUGUGUGUUAAAGUAGUAUUAGUAGUGAAUAAAUUGUGUACAUAUUUGAUAAAAAAAUUGUUUUCAAUUCUUACCUGUUCACACUUGUUGUUGUUGUUGAUAAGUUCACAAUGAAUAGUAGAAACACAGACAGAAGAAUGGUUCAGCUUUCAUGUCGCACUCUGUUGUGACUGAUAUGUAAAUAAGCUGAGCUCCCCUUUUAUAGUUUGUUGUGAGCAUACACAGAGCCAAGCGUCUUUACUACUACUACACACACACACACACACACACACACACACACACACACACACACACACACACACACACACACACACACACACACAUACAGCCAAGUGACUUCGGUGAGUUGAUGCAUCGCUCUCUCCCACAUCUGUUUUGGCAUGCGUUCCUACAGAUAUGGGCGGGUGACAUCAUUCCUCCCUUUCAAAAUACGU
This is a messenger RNA of Nilaparvata lugens (brown planthopper), 2405 nucleotides long. RefSeq lists its product as uncharacterized. Bases 1225 to 1725 code for a protein of 166 amino acids. NCBI's taxonomy places the organism in Eukaryota, Metazoa, Arthropoda, Insecta, Hemiptera, Delphacidae. The transcript is spliced from 2 exons. The record is from RefSeq and is a predicted model, not a curated record.